Molecule: messenger RNA, 351 nt
Organism: Sycon ciliatum
Lineage: Eukaryota; Metazoa; Porifera; Calcarea; Leucosolenida; Sycettidae
Product: THAP domain-containing protein 1-like
Exons: 1
Coding region: 1-351 (116 amino acids)
Source: RefSeq, a predicted model, not a curated record
AUGCCGGUUUGCUGUGCUGUCGGCUGCUCUAACCAGUCUGGCAAGCCCCUUGGGACCACGGUGCAUCGUAUUCCGCGGGAUAAAGCUCUCCGAGCGGAAUGGGUUGCAGCGAUUCACCGCGAGAAUUUGCCACCUACGUUUGAGGAGAGUAGUGCAAUUUGUUCCGCACAUUUUGAGGAGGAUGCCUUCCAGAGGAACUUGCAGGGAGAGAUGGGCAAAGCGUGCCGCGGAAAGCUGAAAGCAGACGCUGUGCCAUCGAUCUUCCCGGACAGGCAUCCCCCAACGAUGCGCACGAUGUCGCAGUAUCAGGAGAGGCAGGAGAGAGAAGAUGUGAGUGAAUGGUUUUGGUAA